AUGAGCAACCUCGAGAAGACUCUAUUCCAACUUAAAUUCACCGCCAAGUCUUUGAAUCGACAAGCGAAGAAAGCACAGAAAGACGAAGGAUCGGAGAAAGCCCGUUUGAAGAAGGCACUCCAGCAGGGCAACACAGACGGUGCGCGGAUAUACGCCGCGAAUGCCAUUCGGAAGAAGAACGAGUCACUCAAUCUCUUGAGGCUAUCAAGCCGUGUGGACGCCGUCGCGAGCCGCGUAGAGACCGCGGUGACGAUGCGCCAGGUGUCAGGCAACAUGACUUCUGUUGUACGAGGCAUGGACAAAGCCAUGGAGAGCAUGAACCUCGAGCGUAUCUCCCUUGUGAUGGAGAAGUUUGAAUCGCAGUUUUCCGAUCUGGACGUCCAAACAUCCUACAUGGAAGAGACUAUGUCCAAUACCACUGCUGUUUCCACACCGCAGGACGAAGUUGAAGCCUUGAUGAAGCAGACCGCGGAAGAGGCGAACAUUGAACUGCAACAAGAUCUCGCUUCGAAGGAAUUUGCGUCUGUGCCAGAUCUCACCCAGAAGGAGAAGAUCGGUGAGGAGGACGACAAGUUGGCGGCGCGGUUGCGGGCACUGCGGCCCGCUACAUGA
Messenger RNA from Sparassis crispa, 612 nucleotides. Its product is annotated as Vacuolar protein-sorting-associated protein. NCBI's taxonomy places the organism in Eukaryota, Fungi, Basidiomycota, Agaricomycetes, Polyporales, Sparassidaceae. The record is from RefSeq and is a predicted model, not a curated record. Gene Ontology annotation, cellular component: multivesicular body; ESCRT III complex. Gene Ontology annotation, biological process: endosome transport via multivesicular body sorting pathway; late endosome to vacuole transport; protein transport. The transcript is spliced from 5 exons. Bases 1 to 612 code for a protein of 203 amino acids.